Mesorhabditis belari is the source of this 2274-nucleotide messenger RNA. The record is from the annotation of a GenBank genome assembly. NCBI's taxonomy places the organism in Eukaryota, Metazoa, Nematoda, Chromadorea, Rhabditida, Rhabditidae.
AUGAAGUUUCCCCUUCACGUCUCACUCCUCUUCAACUCAUCUCAUGACGCGGAUCAGUACACGAGUAGAGAUCCACAUUAUUCAAAAGCUGCUUCGCGAAUCGGUUUAAGCUCUUCAACGUCUUUAAAAGGAUUAAAAAUGAUUGAUCCGGUUUAUGGUGGAGUUUUCGGCGUUAUCGUCAUCGCAGCUCUCGUCUUCUGCUACUUUGCACGUCAAGACGACUCCGACGAGCAAUACGACAGGUUUGCCAAAAAUCUGGUGGUCGAAAAGAAGUUGCCGGGAUCAAAGGUGAAGCCGCAGAAGAACAAGAAGGAGAAGAAAACGGUGGAGAAGAAAGAGCGUCCACGGCCAUCAUCUCCAAAGAUUAUCAAGCUUAAGCCGCAGCCUCAUGUUAUUGAAAAGCCUCAAAUUGUUUCUGAUGGAACGACUGAUCGAGAGUGUCAAAUGAUCCCACAAGACCCAGUGAGCAUCGAUCAGAAGCAAGAAGUCGUCCAACAGCUGCCCACGCCAGCAACUCCUGUUGUUGUUGAAGAAGUCGCAACCGCAAAGGAUCCAGAAGUCAUCAUCGAAGCCUGUGCCCCCAUCGAGCGACCAGUUAAUGUCGUUGAGGAGACGCAAUCGCAAAGAGAAGCCAACAUCGCUCCCGUCCAGGUCCUACCGCAAGCUAUUGAGAAGUCUUCGCGGAGGCCUAUGUCAAAGAGAAAAAAGAAAGCUGUGCCUUCAUGGGAUUUGAACGAUCCAAAUCAAGGGGUACAAGAACUCCUCGGUUAUCUUGGCAAUGUCGACGCUGUUGAGCCGGAAUGUAUCUCCCUCUUGGCUCAAUACUUUGCUGAUUUAAACGACAAGGCGACAAACUUUAAGCUGACCAUCUCCAACCUUGAAAAGUCGCUUUCGGAUCUGAGACAACGAGCCGAACAACACUGUGUGGCAAGGAUGUCAGCUGAGAAAGACUCACAGACGCAUCAACAUCAUGUCGCGGAGAUGGGCAAAAAGAUGGCCAAUCUCGAGAAGGAGUUGGAAAACAACAAGGCAAACAUGGAUCAACUAAAGAAAGCAGCUGCUGAAAACAACUCGCUGACGACCACCAAUGUCGAACUUAAGACCGAAAUGGAACGUCUCCAACAGAUGGAACAAUCAGCUCAGCAGCAAUCACAAGUGUUGCAGCAACAGGUCAAGGAAUGGAAGCUAAAGUCGGACGCGGCUCUCAAAGAAAUUCAAUGCCUUCGAUUGAGCCUGGACCACAAUCGACAAGCACAAGCCGACUUGAAUGAGAUUCACGCAGAGCUUAUUGGCCGAGAUGCCACAAUUUCACUUAUUCGCUCCGAGUUUGCUGAAUUGGAGCUGCUCACCCGAGACUACAUUCAGAAUAGGCAACAACGGGAUAAAAUGGUUUAUGUUGCCUCUUUGAAGAAGCUGGAGAAUACUAUGAGUGGAGUGACCGAUCAAUGGAAUCAACUCUCGCUUGAAUUGGAGACAAAGGAAGACGAUUGGAAAUCGAAGGAGAUAACGCUUCGUAAUGAAAACGAUCGCUUGCUUCGAAUGGUGGAUGACCUUAAGAAAGAAAAAGAAAAGCUUGAACAUCUUGAACGCUCAAAUGCAACAAUCAGAGAGCAACAUCUUGAGAAAGAAGCCACGUUGAAGAAGCUUUCGGCGGUACACGAGGCUACUCAAGAAUGUCUCAAGUCGGAAAACGAAAGCCUCAAAGCAAGUGUAGCUGCCGUGCGGUGUGAGAUGUCAGUUCUUAUUUCACUUCAGAAUCAAGAGCUAAGCGGUUUACGAGCUACAUGUGCCCAACGCGAAGAAGAAAACGUCAAACUCAAGAAAACCAACGACAAGCUGACUGCGCUUUCGCUUACGCCGCAACAACCUGCCAAGUCCGCAACUACCAUCGACCAAAUGGAGCAUCUUUGUGAGGAGAAUCAGCGACUGUUGGAGAAAAUUGAGGAGCUCCGAUCAAGGAACCACGCAAUCAUGAGCUACGUGUAUGAUUUGGAGGCUAAAAUGAAGACUCAACAUUCAGCAGCACCUCAAGAUACCACUAAACACCCUAAACCAUUAAAGGUACUUGUUGAUUGUACAGUGGCCAAGAAUUCGAGUGUUGUUGCUACACAGGUUCCAGCUGAAGCCGCGGAUUUGGAGGAGACUUUCAAGAAUUUGGCUACGAAUUUGGAAAAGAUUGAGAGCACCUGGGAAAGCCGAAUGGAUAAAUGCGAAACGAUCAUCACUCAAUUCGAAAAGAAGAUCGCUCAAAAGAACACUCUCAUCGAUGUAGAU